AGCCUACGCUGCAGCUGGUACCCUGGUGUCCCAGCCUGCCACCGACUACCAAACCGCAGACAUGCAGGGAGCCCGGGUGCUGCUGCUGCUGCUGAGCCUGAGGCUACAGCUGGCCCAUGGUGUCAUCCCAGUGGAGGAGGAGAGUCCAGCCUUCUGGAACCAGAAAGCUGCUGAGGCCCUGGAUGCCGCCAAGAAGCUGAAGCCCAUUCAGACCUCAGCCAAGAACCUCAUCAUCUUCCUGGGAGACGGGAUGGGCGUGCCCACAGUGACAGCCACCCGGAUCCUAAAGGGACAGAAGCAAGGCAAGCUGGGACCCGAGACACCCCUGGCCAUGGACCACUUCCCAUAUAUGGCUCUGUCCAAGACAUACAACGUGGACAGACAGGUGCCAGACAGCGCUGGCACAGCCACAGCCUACCUGUGUGGGGUCAAGGCCAACUACAAAACCAUUGGCUUGAGCGCAGCCGCCCGCCUUAACCAGUGCAACACAACACGAGGCAACGAGGUCAUGUCUGUGAUGUACCGGGCCAAGCAAGCAGGGAAGUCCGUGGGAGUGGUGACCACCACCACGGUGCAGCAUGCCUCGCCAGCUGGCACAUAUGCACACACGGUGAACCGCAACUGGUACUCAGAUGCAGACAUGCCAGCCUCGGCGCUGCAGGAGGGCUGCCAGGACAUCGCCAUGCAGCUCAUCUCCAAUAUGGACAUUGACGUGAUCCUCGGCGGGGGCAGAAAGUUCAUGUUUCCCAAGGGCACCCCAGACCCCGAGUACCCAAGUGACACCACCCAGAAUGGAACCAGGCUGGAUGGACGCAACCUGGUGCAGGAGUGGCUGGCAAAGCCCCAGGGGACUCGGUAUGUGUGGAACCGCGAGCAGCUCAUUCAGGCGUCCCAGGACCCAGCAGUGACGCACCUCAUGGGCCUCUUCGAGCCUCAACACUUGAAAUAUGAAAUCAACAGGGAUCCAGCGCAGGACCCCUCCCUGGAGGAGAUGACAGAGGUGGCCCUGGGUCUGCUGAGCAGGAACCCCCGCGGCUUCUACCUCUUCGUGGAAGGGGGCCGCAUCGACCACGGGCACCACGCGGGAACCGCUUUCCUGGCCCUGACCGAGGCGGUCAUGUUCGACUCUGCCAUCGACAAGGCCGGCCAGCUCACCAGCGACCAGGACACGCUGACCCUCGUCACCGCCGACCACUCGCACGUCUUCUCCUUUGGCGGCUACACGCUGCGGGGCAGCUCCAUCUUCGGGCUGGCCCCGCUCAAGGCCCAGGACGGCAAGUCGUACACGUCCAUCCUGUAUGGCAAUGGCCCCGGCUACGUGCAGAACUCUACGUGCAACCGACCAGACGUCACGGAGGAUGAGAUCCGUGCCCGCACCUACAAGCAGCAGGCAGCUGUGCCUCUGUCAUCGGAGACGCACGGAGGCGAGGACGUGGCGGUGUUCGCUCGUGGCCCGAAGGCGCACCUGGUGCACGGGGUGCAGGAGCAGAACUACAUCGCGCACGUCAUGGCCUUCGCCGCCUGCCUGGAGCCCUAUGAGGCCUGCGACCUGGCCUCCCCGACCCUCCAGAGCACCCCUGGGGGUUCCAGCUCUGCUGCAGCCUCAUUGUCGCUGACGCUGCUGCUUGAGACGCUGCUGCUGCUGCUGUGGGCAUUCGCCCAGCCCUGACCACAGGAUCUCAGGGUGCUCCACUGUGCUCCUGAUUGUCCCUGGUUUCACCUCAGGUCCCCACCACUGGCUCCUGCUUCCAGUGCCUGGUGCUUCCUGUGCCUCUAUGUGGGGACUCCAGCCCAGUGCCACACUCCAAGCUGUCACCUCCAGAACCACCACAGGGCUUUUCCCAUGGUGCCUUCACCUCUGGGAGAAGCAGCCUCAGGAUGCUCAGCACUUCUAAACUAGAUGUCCCUUGCAGAGGGACCAUAGUGCUUCCCAGAGGCUAAUACCAUGACACUCACAUCUCUCCAGGUUGCUCUGGGACUCUGCUUCCUGACUUCAACUGCCUACGCUCCAGAGAAGCAGAGGAUGCAGAAGGGCCACUCCACAGAACCUGCAGCCUUGGGGAAUACCAUGAAGGCACUUUUCCAGAGGCGUCCCCACCAAGCCACU
Molecule: messenger RNA, 2107 nt
Organism: Ictidomys tridecemlineatus (thirteen-lined ground squirrel)
Lineage: Eukaryota; Metazoa; Chordata; Mammalia; Rodentia; Sciuridae
Product: intestinal-type alkaline phosphatase
Biological process (GO): dephosphorylation
Cellular component (GO): plasma membrane
Molecular function (GO): alkaline phosphatase activity
Source: RefSeq, a predicted model, not a curated record